AUGCUGCGUGUGAACAACGUGGAGAUCCCCAACUCCAAGCGCAUUGAGAUUUCGCUGCAGUACAUCUAUGGCAUUGGCUCCACCACCGCCCAGGGCAUCCUGCGCGACACGGGCGUGGAGAACAAGAAGACGUACGAGCUGAACGAGGAGGACAUCAACAAGCUGCGCGAGGAGGUGGCCAAGUACACCACGGAGUCUGACCUGCGCCGCAUCGUGUCCCAGAACAUCAAGCGGCUGAAAGACAUCGGCUGCUACCGCGGGCGCAGGCACAUUGCGGGCCUCCCGGUGCGCGGCCAGAACACUAAGAACAACGCCCGCACGCGCAAGGGGAAGCCGAAGACGGUGGCUGGCAAGAAGAAGUAA
Monoraphidium neglectum is the source of this 363-nucleotide messenger RNA. RefSeq lists its product as hypothetical. The transcript is spliced from 5 exons. Gene Ontology annotation, cellular component: mitochondrion; small ribosomal subunit; ribosome. Gene Ontology annotation, molecular function: structural constituent of ribosome; RNA binding. The record is from RefSeq and is a predicted model, not a curated record. Bases 1 to 363 code for a protein of 120 amino acids. Gene Ontology annotation, biological process: translation. Lineage: Eukaryota; Viridiplantae; Chlorophyta; Chlorophyceae; Sphaeropleales; Selenastraceae.